This is a messenger RNA of Branchiostoma floridae (Florida lancelet), 1453 nucleotides long. RefSeq names its product E3 ubiquitin-protein ligase RNF181-like. Gene Ontology annotation, cellular component: cytoplasm. The coding region runs from base 162 to 638 and encodes 158 amino acids. NCBI's taxonomy places the organism in Eukaryota, Metazoa, Chordata, Leptocardii, Amphioxiformes, Branchiostomatidae. The record is from RefSeq and is a predicted model, not a curated record. The transcript is spliced from 6 exons. Gene Ontology annotation, biological process: protein ubiquitination. Gene Ontology annotation, molecular function: ubiquitin protein ligase activity.
CUGAAUGGAAUAUUCUAUUGACCUUUGACACAAACCCGGAAGUGGUGGCAGAUGACUUUACAAAACUGCACAAAAAUACUUGCCUAACAUUUCCAACCAGUUUCGCGUCAUCUAUCAAUACAAGACUUCAUUGUGACAAAGACGGCGACCUUGUUUACGGAAUGGCGUCAUAUUUUGACGAACACGACUGCGAGCCGACGGAAGGCAGCACUCCGUUUUCACAGGCCAACAACUUACUACUACAACUGGCAAGGAUGCUGAUGGAACAAGGACCAGAGCUUGAGUUGGACCUGACGAGCCUAGCACCUGGGGAACGCCAGGCGCCACCUGCCUCUAAAGCAGCUGUGGAAUCAUUGAAAGCUGCUCAGAUCUCACCCAGUCAAGCAGCGAAGGGUGCCAGCUGUCCUGUAUGUCUUGCUGAGUUUGAUGAAUACGAGUUUGUGAAGGUGAUGCCCUGCCAACACAAGUUCCACCCAUCCUGUAUUCUCCCCUGGUUGUCAAAGACCAACUCCUGUCCAGUGUGCAGACAUGAGCUGCCCACAGACGACCCAGAGUAUGAAGAAGCCCGGAAGGAAAAGGAAAGAGCAAAAGAAAGAGAGGCUCAACUGGAUGCACUUCACAACUCCAUGUAUGGAUAGCUGGAUGUGCAACACACACAGGACUGCUUUGACUGGACACUUCUAAAGAUAUUAAAUUACAUACUUCUUUGGUUGCACCUGGACAAAAAAACAAUGACUGAGGUUUAGUAUCUGACCUGGGUCUUGUUUUUGAUAUGCCAGUUCAUGUAUCAGCCAAAGGCAUCAGAAGUUCAUGUUGAAGUGCUGAUAUUUCAUUGCCUGUUGUAAAAAUGUAUGGUGAAUUUGCAUUCUUGCAUGUUUUAUUCCAUGUUUUGUACGUCUCCUUUUUUGACACAAAAUUGUUAAGUACGAGACAGAUGUGGAAAAGGUUUGUGAAAGGGGAAGACAAUCUAGUUAGAUUAAAAAUUGAUAUUUAGAUUAGCAGAUCAAAUUACUGGUUAAUACAGUAUACAAAUCAAUCUUUUGCCAAACUCCUACUUUUUGCACACCACUGCGUCACCGUGACAUCAUCGCGAUCGCUUGUAUGAUGUCCUCUAAACAUGGUUGUGUGACAAGUUACAGGUAAAAAUACUGCAUGUUCUGUACCACCAACAAGUUUAUUAUAUAAAUACAAAUAUGUUUUGAAAAAUAUAACAUUUGUGUAACAGGAAUAUGGUUAAGUAAAUCGUCUGCAGUACAGGUGACAUGUAAAAACCAUUGCUUGUUUUCUUGCAUGAACGACCCAAAUGAAUUCUAUCAAUCGUCACCAAUCAUUGCACAGAUAUAGAACAGCAGAGAAGUGACUCAUGAAGUAGGGGCAUCAGUACUUCAACUCACAGAGUGAGACUUCAUUAUCUAUAAAGAAGAGACAACCUGAACAGAAAUUCAGUCUAUCU